Messenger RNA from Plectropomus leopardus (leopard coralgrouper), 1720 nucleotides. It is a transcript of the gene s1pr4, whose product is annotated as sphingosine-1-phosphate receptor 4. The record is from RefSeq and is a predicted model, not a curated record. Lineage: Eukaryota; Metazoa; Chordata; Actinopteri; Perciformes; Serranidae. Gene Ontology annotation, biological process: G protein-coupled receptor signaling pathway. Gene Ontology annotation, cellular component: membrane. Gene Ontology annotation, molecular function: sphingosine-1-phosphate receptor activity.
CAUCAAAAUGUGCUGCAAAUUCUGUUUUCAGCGACAUCUUCUCAGUCACUCAGCAUCACCACCAGCAGCUGGAGUGUGUGUGUGCAGGCAGAGCUCCGGAGGUUAGAGUGUGAUGAUAGCCUGAUUGAUAUCAGGAGUUUCACACUAAUUCCAACGCAGCUCGUACCAGCUCGGUUCUGCCUGUUCCCACCCACAACCGUGACUUCCACCAGCCCAGCUGUUUCUAAAAUGAACGUCCUCUCCUACCUCACCUCCUCCUCCUCGUGCCCCCACUUGUACCACUUACCCACUUACCCCAGCAACGACACCAUAUCAAACGACACCACCACAACCACAGAGAUCAGCCAUGUGAUCCUGCUGCAUUACAACUACACCGGCCGCCUGCAAAACAGGACAAUCUCAAACACCCAGACCAACAUCAGUACCCCCACAGCCAUCUUCCUCUUCAUCAGUAUUUUGAUCAUCGUGGAGAAUCUCCUGGUGCUGGUGGCCGUCAUUUCCCGCAUCCGCUACAGUCCGCGCUGGGUCUACAUCUGCAUUGCCAACAUCACACUCAGUGACCUCCUCACAGGUGUUGCCUACGUGGUCAACAUCUUCAUGUCUGGCAGUCAGACGUUCCGCCUCAGCCCUGCUCAGUGGCUCCUCAGGGAAGGGGUGCUUUUUGUGGCUCUGGCGGCAUCCAUAUUCAGCUUGUUGCUGAUUGCUGUUGAGCGUUACAGCACUAUGAUGAAGCCACUGUCCCAGAAGUCAGCCAGGAAGACCUACAGGAUCUAUGUCUCGGUGGCAUUCUGCUGGAUUUUGGCACUGGUGAUUGGCUUACUCCCCUUGCUGGGCUGGAACUGUUUGUGCAGCCUCGACAAAUGCUCCACCCUCCUCCCUCUCUACUCCAAGACCUACAUCCUUUUCACUCUCAUCAUCUUCUUCCUCAUCCUCUUGGCUAUUGCUGCACUUUAUGGUGCCAUCUACUGCCACGUACACAGGAGUGCACAGCUGGGCCUCCAGCACAGUCGCAAGCGCUCUUUAGGUCUGCUUAAAACUGUGGUUUUCAUAGUUAGCUUCUUUAUGGUCUGCUGGGGGCCCCUGUUUGUGCUGUUACUGGUUGAUUUCUUCUGUGUCCCUCGCCAGUGUGCACUGCAGUCCAAAGCUGACAUUUGCAUCAUCCUGGCAGUUCUCAACUCGGGCCUGAACCCCAUCAUCUACGUCCUGGGCAGCAGUGAUAUGAGAAAGGCUGUCUCCGAGCUACUGUGCUGCUGCUGCAUGAAGGCUGGCCUCUGUCACCCAGACAGGUUUACAUCAAGGGACUCCAGCAGUACUUCAGGGAGCAGGAGGGACAGUCUGAGGAACAGUUUUAACAAAAUCAGGAAUCUGAGUGUGGCCUCCCCGCCAUCCACUCCUAGCAAGCCUCGCAGGGCACCUAAAAAAUAUAGGUUGAGCUCAACCACCAGCUGCUUGUCAGUUUCAAGCAGUUAAACCACAAUGUGAUCCCCUCCUAACAAACAAGACCUGUGUGCACUGAUACACAUCUAACCGUUUCCUGAGUUUUGGUUCGAAUGUUCAGUGUUUUGGCUGCAGCUACUUGCACUGGUGAUAAAAAAAAAUUAAAAACUGUCAGAAAACCUGUUGAAAAUGUGAAGUAAGUUUACAGCGAUAAGCAUUUUUUUUUUGCAUACCAGACAUUUCUUUGUUUGCACUGUACUUUGACCACAGAAUGAAAAAUGUG